This is a messenger RNA of Zymoseptoria tritici IPO323, 4452 nucleotides long. RefSeq lists its product as uncharacterized. The coding region runs from base 46 to 4107 and encodes 1353 amino acids. The transcript is spliced from 8 exons. NCBI's taxonomy places the organism in Eukaryota, Fungi, Ascomycota, Dothideomycetes, Mycosphaerellales, Mycosphaerellaceae. Gene Ontology annotation, molecular function: protein binding. The record is from RefSeq and is a predicted model, not a curated record.
AUCUUCGGGCUCGCUAUCUACCUUGAGUCGUGCAGGCGUUCACUCAUGGCUGGAGUGGAGUGCACAAUGACGGUACCCGGGGAGUUGGAAGGUGACGAUGAUGCGACGCUCGCAGGUUGGAAGGCCUUUCUUUACCUCCCAGUUACGACCGAUCUCUUGAUAUCCAUCUUCGAGAGAUAUUUCACACCCAUCUGCUAUAUGUUCAAGAACCAAGCCGUUCCACUCAGCAUGGGGUUCUUCAACGCUUCCAACAACUCAGCUGGUCGCGCCAAGAACCUCAGUCCGCUCGAGGAGAACCCUUCUUCAGGCGGAAGGGCCGGUAGCCUCUCAUCCAAGACAAGCAACUCGGCCCUAAACAGCGCCAUGGGCAACUCGACAUCCAACAACGCCAGCUCAGCGAGCAAUGAUCGCCAUCAUUCUCGCAAGAAUACUGGCGAGAACGGAUUGAACUCCAAUGGAGUCAGCAGCACCGGGUACGGCUCCAACAAAUCCUCUCAACAGAGAUCCAAGUCUAAGUCUCGCACGGUUUCCUUUGCGAGCUCCCCACGAAUCUCCAGCUCUGACGAUGAGCGUGGCUAUAGCUCCGACGAGAGAUCCAACGGCUCCUCCAACUUCAGCGCGGGCUCCACGAACACAGCUCAGAGCGUCCACAACACCGCUUCAAGUGAGCGCGGCUCCACCAAGAAAAACAGCAUGGACAGCAACCGACCGACCAGCCGCAAUGGAAGCACUCGGGGUAACAACACCUCACCACCGCACCAUGAGCGUAAGGGUUCCAACUAUGUUCAGCGUGGAAGCUCCCCGGUCAGCAGCCCAACUCGCAACAACCGGGAGGCAACGGUUCCCACCGCCGGUGGAGAGAAGAUUGGCAGCAAGAUCGGCAACUCGAACACCUCAUCGAAUAACAACUCAUCGUCGAAUAACAACUCAUCGUCGAACAACAAUUCAUUGUCGAACAACAACGCAUCAUCGAACAACAACAACUCUUCCAGCGGUGGAUACUUCGGCGGAUCACACAGCAACAACAACAACUCCAGCUCCAACUCUGGCUACACACAAGCUGCCAACAACAACUCUUCAUCAUACGGUAAUGGUUCUAGCAACAACAACAACUCUUCCUCCAACACUGGAUCCUCUGGAGGAUAUGGUGGCGGUAGCUCAUCAAACAACAACUCGUCCUCCAACACUGGUUCAUCAGGAUACGGUGGCAACAACCAGUCUUCCGGCUUCGGUGGUGGCAGCGGUGGCUCGUCUGGAGGAUAUGGUGGAGGUAGCAACAACAACUCCGGCGGCUCCUCUGGAGGGUACGGUGGUGGCAGCAACAAUAACUCCGGCGGCUCUUCCGGUGGCUACGGUGGCGGCAACAACAACAAUACCUCGGGUGGCUCAACCGGUGGAUACGGUGGCGUAGGCAACAACUCGUCCAACAACAGCUCUUCCGGAGGAUUUGGAGGUAGUUCCAACAACUCUUCCGGCGGUGGCUAUGGAGGCAGCAGCAAUUCUUCCAACGCUGGCGGCUACGGAGGUUACAGUGACCCACAACAACGUAACGCCUGGGAGAGCGGCCAGCGCGAUGCCAGGCAGCAAGGCUCCCAGAAUACGGCUGGCUCGCCCCAACGACCAUCUUACAACUCAGCCAACUCUGGCUACGGUUCAUCAUACGGCGGAUCCAACUUCGGCGGCGGCGGUGGUGGCGGUUACGGUGGUGGUGGUGGUGGCUACGGAGGAGGAAACAACAACAACAACAACAGCUCAGGCGGCAAGGCACCCGGCUUUUCGACUGAAAGGAAGCUCGACGUCGCGUACGAGGCUGGCUACAAGGACGCAAUGGAGAAGAUCAAGGCCGACAUGAUGCGUUUCCUUUGUUCGGUUUUGGCCGCGGGUGUUCUGGGAUCGUAUAUAGAUCAUUCGCUCAUUCUCGGCGACCUACUGCUUGCAUCAAAAUUCCCGCGACAAAGGCCGCGAAUACGCCUGAACGGCACUGUUGCAAUGGGAACCGCUGGCUUGCGGCCCGUGAAGGCCGCGCAGUACGGCUAUGCGGAAUCCUUGUCGCAGUCCACAUAUCUGGGACACGAAGAGGAGUGGGACCACCAUCACCAUGAGCAGUGGGCCACAGGAUCGCAGGAUCUCCAUUCAGCCUCGCCUUCAAGCUCGGGCAAGGCAUAUACACACAAUCGAGAAGUUUCCCACGGCAGUCAGCAGCGCAUACCGUCGCCGGUCAAGAGGAAGCCAGUCUCCAACGUGCAGCAUUCGCCUGCUCCAGAGGUUCGCAUACAGGAGAUGCCCAUGAAUUCAGUCCACGUCAGUCCUCCACAGAUGGGCAUCGUGAAGCCUGAGCACGGGGCCCUCAGCUAUGCCUACGCCAGAGAUGACGAGCCACGACAUGGCAUGCACACCUAUGACCCCUCGUUAACGAUGGGAGACUCGACGGGCUCCCUCCCGGUCCGAACCAAAGCGCCAAACGGCUACGACCACCAGCCUUCAUAUCACACCCGCGCACCCAGCCGAGACUCGUCCAACACCAAUACCACUCCGCGGAUAGAAGAGGAUGGCGAAGAGGUGGAUUUGUAUAAUCAGGAUCCAUCGCAAGGUCUUCAGUACCAUGCGUUUGAGGAUGGAAGCAAGAAGCAGACUCAACAUGGACAAAAUCGUGCUUCGCACUCGGCCACGAAAUCGACGGUAUCGAGUUCGUCAGGUGGCGAGCAUUCGAAUGGAGGAGGAUUGCAUGCUUAUGGUCCGCGAACAACAGCCCAACGGCCGGUGUCAUCAUAUAUCCUGGGCCAAGAAAUGCGAGGACGAACCCUGUCGCCAAUGAGCGCAGUGUCAGACUCGCAAGGUCAUGGCCGGGAUUUGUCGACAUCCCGGAGAUCACCCUUGAGCAGACCGGCCAGCUACGUCGACCUACUCAACAACCUGCCAUACAGCCAGCAGGUCGCACCGGGAGGACCACUCAACAAUGCAGGCCUACAAUCAGUGGUCGGUAAUGCCGCUAGCUUGCUGGAUACCAAGAAGACGCUGGAUAUGUACCGCGCCAAUGUGAAAAAGACUACCGAUGCUGCCGUGCAGUACGAAUUUGCUAUUUUCAUGAUCAAUGCGGCCCGAGAUCUGAACCCAGAAGAUGGCAUCGAUCCCAGUGAACUUACCAACGAAGCUAAACAGAUCCUACAACGUCUAGCUGACCGCGCCUAUCCUUUCGCACAAUACUACCUCGCCGAUGGCUUCUCCUCUGGACUCUUCAACAAAGGCAAACCCGACCUCGAUAAAUCGUUCUCACUCUUCGUAAACGCCUCGAAGCACGGACACGCAGAAGCCGGAUAUCGAGCCGCUCUAUGCUACGAGUUCGGCUGGGGCUGCGCAAAAUCCCCUCCGAAGGCUGUUCAAUUCUACCGCAAUAGCGCAUCGAAGAACCACCCCGGUGCGGCAACGCGACUCGGCCUCGCGUGCAUAUCUGGCGACAUGGGUCUGAAGGACAAGUACAGAGAGGGUGUAAAAUGGUUGAAGCGUGCACAGGAAAGUGCCGAUCCUCAAUAUAAUGCUGGACCGUACGAGCUGGGCAUAAUGCAUCUCAAGGGGCACGGAGAGUUGAUCUUCAAGGAUGAGGCAUACGCGGCACAAUUGCUCACACAAUCUGCGGAGAUGGGACACGUUCACGCAAACUUCCUGAUGGGUCAAGCAUACGAGAAUGGUCUGUACGGGUGCCCGCGCGAUGCAGCGUUGAGUGUUCAUUUCUACAAUGGCGCGGCGACGAGAGGCCAUGCCGAAGGCCAAAUGGCGCUUUGUGCGUGGUACAUGAUCGGAGCAGAGCCGGUGUUGGAGAGGGAUGAGAACGAGGCUUACGCCUGGGCGAAGCAGGCUGCGGAGUCAGGCUUCGCGAAAGCAGAGUAUACUGUGGGCUACUUCACAGAGAUGGGCAUUGGCUGCCGACGAGACCCUCUCGAGGCGAAUGUGUGGUAUGUUCGUGCAGCAGAUCAGGGGAAUGAGACGGCGAAGCAGAGACUGGCUAUUAUUCACGCCGCAUCGAGUGGAGAUCCAGGCAUUCCUAUGAGCAAAGUCGGAGCGAAGAGCAAAGAUCUCGCCGGAAAGAAAAAGUUCAUGGGCAUCUUUUAGGAGAAUAGGAGCAGCAACUGCAUUGUACGCAGUCUCCCACACAGCAGGCGUUUUCUGGCAUUAUUGCAUUUUUCUGGGAUGUCCGGUACCAGACAUCGAUCGACUACAGUUCUUGGCCAUCAGCUUCGGUCCCACGACCAGAUACAGACGUUGCAGAGAAAGGGAAAUCUAUCACAGGCGAACGGCACGACUAUAUGAUCUUCGGGUGCUCAUAGAUCAUCUCGAGUCCUCGACAGAAGGAAAUGAGGGGAAGGGAUUGACAUGGCUGCAUUUUUGGGAGGGUGCUUGUUUUCGCGCUACAUAUGGGUAUUUCGGGCACGAAAAGGAUGAUUGAUGGAAGCAUGU